Messenger RNA from Penicillium waksmanii, 966 nucleotides. RefSeq lists its product as uncharacterized. The transcript is spliced from 2 exons. Lineage: Eukaryota; Fungi; Ascomycota; Eurotiomycetes; Eurotiales; Aspergillaceae. The coding region runs from base 1 to 966 and encodes 321 amino acids. The record is from RefSeq and is a predicted model, not a curated record.
AUGGCGAGCUUUGUUGCGGCAUUCGCUAACCCGUUCAACUAUCUCGGUGGUGUCAGUUUCAACCCCGAAAAGGAUAUUCAUGACUUAUCUGGGAAGGUCGCGCUAGUAACAGGCGGCAACGCUGGCCUCGGCAAAGAAACAAUCCUACAACUUUCAAAACAUAAGCCAAGCAAGAUUUUUCUGGGCGCACGAUCGGAAUCAAAAGCUACAGAGGCAAUUAAGUCCAUCAAAUCUUCAGUAUCCACUGAUGUCGAAAUAAUCUGGCUCCCGUUAGAUCUGGCAUCUUGCGAUUCGGUCCAGAAUGCGGCCGAACAGUUCAAUUCCCAGUCAGAUAGACUUGAUAUCCUCGUCCUCAAUGCUGGAGUCAUGGCUCUGCCCCCCGGAGAAACCGAAUUGGGCCACGAAAUCCAACUCGGAACCAACCACACCGGCCACUUUCUGUUGACCAAGCUUUUGCUACCAGCAUUGCUGAAGACGGCAGAGGAACCCAAUUCAGAUGUCCGUGUUGUGUCGCUUGCCUCAGUCGGGCACAAUUACGCUCCUUGCUUCGAUACGAUACUUAACCAAGAAAAGCUCAAGAAGGUGGAUACGUCCGCCCGAUAUGGCGCUUCAAAGGCAGCCAACAUUCUGUUCGCAGCAGAACUCAGUCGGCGCCAUCCAUCGAUCACCUCGGUAUCCGUUCAUCCUGGUAUUAUUUUGACCGAUCUGUACGGCGCUAUUAGCCAGCGUUCUUCUAUUGUUGCCCUUGGCUCCAAGACGUUGAACUUUUUCGGGUCCUCAGUCGCCGAGGGGGCCUAUAAUGAGUUAUGGGCAGCGGCGGGUGCCAAGAAAGAGGAACUGGUCAAUGGAGCCUACUAUGUCCCUGUGGGCAUUCACAAACCGCAUAACAAGUAUGUUCGGAGUGAGAAAAUGGGGAAGGAGUUAUGGGACUGGACUGAAACCGAACUCAGUAAAGUCAAUCUCUGA